AUGGCGCAAGCAGCACAUCCCCCACAGAAGAGCAGCGACAUGCCAUGGAUAAUCGGUGCCGGUCUUAUCUUCGGUCCGGCACUCGUCUACGUGAUCUCAACACCCGUGAGCAAGGGCCACGGAGAGGGCUCUGGCGACCAUGGCCACGAUGCACCGUCAGUCACGAUGAAGGACGGGGAGGGGUACGAGGCGGAGGUAGGAGGGGAAAUUGGCCAAUCAUUGUCUGAAGACGCGCCCAAGGCAGCCGACGCGACAUCGGACAGUCCGCAAGACAAGUUCUCCAAGCACUCAGAAUCGGUCGCUGAGACGGCGAAGAUCGAGAAGGACACCGUGCCAAGUUCGGGCAGCCGUCAAGGUACCUUCCAGUCCGGCGAUGACGAGGGUCCGACGGAUAUGGGAGAUGCGCGCUCAGCUGCACAGGACAAGAAGCCUCCAAAGGCGGCUGCCGAGGAGAAGAAGUCGAACUGA
Schizophyllum commune H4-8 is the source of this 468-nucleotide messenger RNA. RefSeq lists its product as uncharacterized. The transcript is spliced from 4 exons. Lineage: Eukaryota; Fungi; Basidiomycota; Agaricomycetes; Agaricales; Schizophyllaceae. The record is from RefSeq and is a predicted model, not a curated record. Bases 1 to 468 code for a protein of 155 amino acids.